This is a messenger RNA of Calypte anna (Anna's hummingbird), 2046 nucleotides long. RefSeq names its product synaptotagmin 17 (gene SYT17). Gene Ontology annotation, cellular component: membrane. Gene Ontology annotation, biological process: regulation of calcium ion-dependent exocytosis; calcium-ion regulated exocytosis; cellular response to calcium ion. Lineage: Eukaryota; Metazoa; Chordata; Aves; Apodiformes; Trochilidae. The transcript is spliced from 8 exons. Gene Ontology annotation, molecular function: syntaxin binding; phosphatidylserine binding; clathrin binding. The record is from RefSeq and is a predicted model, not a curated record. The coding region runs from base 1 to 1425 and encodes 474 amino acids.
AUGGCGUACAUCCAGUUGGAACCAAUAAAUGAGGGUCUGCUCGCCAGGAUCUCGGAUCUCUUGCUGUGCCGCUGGACUUGUAGGAAUUGUUGUCAGAAGUGUUUCGACUGCAGCUGUUGUCAAACAAAUGAAGAUGAAGUUGAAAUCCUGGGACCUUUUCCUGCUCAAACUCCAGCCUGGCUGAUAAGCAGCCAAAAUGAGGAGAAAGAUGGAGACUCUGAUAAUACAAUCAGUGAGCUGCCUCCCACUCUUCAGGAUGUUUCCCCUGACAGAAGGCGGUCGUCUUCAGAUGCAUCACGGUCCACUUACAGCCUCACCAGGAGGAUUUCAAGUUUAGAGUCGAGGAGGCCAAGUUCUCCAUUAAUUGACAUUAAACCUAUUGAAUUUGGGAUAAUAGGAGCUAAGAAAGAAAUAGUUCAGCCAACUAUCCUGCGAAAAACCUAUACCCCGGAUGACUAUUUUAGAAAAUUUGAACCAAGACUGUACUCUCUUGACUCGAACAGUGACGAUAUGGACUCCUUGACAGAUGAGGAGAUCUUAUCCAAGUACCAGCUGGGGAUGCUGCAUUUUAGCACGCAGUAUGACCUGUUGCAUAACUAUCUAAUAGUGCGAGUCAUUGAGGCUAAAGACCUGCCUCCCCCAAUUUCUUAUGAUGGUUCAAGGCAAGACAUGGCUCACUCCAACCCCUACGUGAAGAUCUGCCUUCUUCCUGAUCAGAAGAACUCCAAGCAGACCGGAGUCAAACGUAAAACGCAGAACCCAGUGUUUGAAGAGAGGUACACAUUUGAAAUCCCUUUUUUAGAAGCCCAGAGAAGAACUCUGCUUUUAACUGUAGUGGAUUUUGACAAAUUCUCACGGCAUUGUGUUAUUGGCAAAGUCUCAAUGCCCUUGAGUGAUGUAGACCUUGUGAAAGGAGGACACUGGUGGAAAGCCCUUGUGCCUAGUUCUCAGAAUGAAGUGGAGCUGGGAGAGCUGCUGUUGUCACUAAACUACCUACCCAGUGCAGGAAGACUGAACGUGGACAUCAUUAGAGCAAAACAACUUCUUCAGACAGACAUGAGCCAAGGUUCAGAUCCCUUUGUGAAAAUUCAGCUUGUUCAUGGAUUAAAGUUAACAAAAACCAAGAAGACCUCUUGCAUGCGGGGGACAAUAGAUCCCUUCUACAACGAGUCCUUCAGCUUCAAGGUUCCACAGGAAGAACUGGAGAAUGCCAGCCUUGUGUUCACAGUGUACGGACACAACGUGAAGAGCAGCAAUGACUUCAUUGGGAGGAUCGUGAUCGGGCAGUACUCCACGGGAGCCCCCGAGUCCAACCACUGGCGCCGGAUGCUCAACGCGCACCGGACAGCCGUGGAGCAGUGGCACAGCCUGCGGUCCCGGGAGGAGUGCGACCGCGUCUCCCCGGCAUCCCUGGAGGUAACAUGAGGUGGGGACCCAACAGCAGCCAGGCCAAGCCAGGCGGACGGGGAGAGAGAAAAAACAAAAGUAAUCACCAACUGAAACACCCCACCUCACACCCUACAUGCACCCCACAGCAGCUCCGUUGGAUUGAAGCGGCUGCCGGCGCCCAGCUGGCCACGCCGGCCUCUGCCGACUGCGUCCCACUGGCCGGAGCUCUUGAUGCUGGCACCCGGCACCGCGUGGCUGCUGGCACCGGCACUGUGUGGCUGCAGGCACCGCGUGGCUGCUGGCACCCAGCACCACGUGGCUGCUGGCACCCGGCGUGGCUGAGCCCGUGGGCUGUGUGCGGAGGUGCCGCAGGAAGUGCUGAGCUGGUGGAGGAGUUGGGAGUUGCCUCCCCUGUCCUUCAGUCCAAAUCCAUGGCUCAUCCUCUCGGAGAUAUAAGUACCCAUGUGCUCUCGUUGGUGAACGUGGUCAUUAGGCUAGAAUAUCUUUUUAAAUGGUAGAACCCGUGGUGAAAUCGAUUCUGGCUCCAGUUUUGUCCUUGUACUCGUUUUAACAGAAUUAAGCUCCUGUUAGUACCUACGUGUGCAUUUGUGUGCCAGGGCAGGCACGAGCGUGUGGUCGUGCAGCCCCGUGUCAAAU